ACGACCACUUCUCGUAUUUGCACGCGCCAUUUUGAUGAGAAUGACAUAAAAAGAGGGACUGAAGUAUUAAACGUGUUUCAUCCGUUUAAACGAUGGGUUUUGAAGGAAGGAGCCAUUCCGAGAUAUUUCCUUACACCCAAUGAAACUUCCCGACAACCAUUACAAAGCAUUUGCAAUGUGAAUAGGAGAAACAAUUCAAUAGCAAACCCUACUGUCGAUGAAAAGUGCAGGAAGCAUCCAAAUAAAGAAAGAUAUGCCUUUGCGAAGGAGAGCAGCCUAAAUAAAAAGAUUUCUGAUGAUUUGGCCACCCCCAUGGAAGUCGUUCCAGAUGAGAACCUUUCAGUUGAAAAACAGUUACCAGCUAUGGCUAAACAACCUGCAUUAGUAGUCGUAGAAACAAUACCGUCACUACCAACAGUGGUGAAAUUGACGCCGAUGGAUGAUGUUCAUGAUCCGAAUACCUCAAAUGAGUCAGAAUUGAACAUUACAACUGAAGAAACCGUUAAUGAAAAUGCAGAAAUAACAAGUACUGCUCAAUCAUCUUCAACUACAGAUGAGAGUAUAAAGAACUUCAAACCAAACUUCAUCACGUAUUUCACAUUGGUGUCCCAAAUGGAAUUACCUGACGGUUGGAUAUGGUCAUUCAACCAAGCCAAAAACGCCAUACUUUGCAUUUACAUGGACCCAUUAUCUAACGGAACGGUGACAGUGAAAGCAAUACUAUUCCGAAACUCACAAGAGGUUUCGUAUCAUCUUAAUGGAAAGCACAUUGCACCAAACAGUAUUCCUACUCUUUUUUCAUCAAUGGAAGACAUAUCAAACUUAAUAAGGAAUUUUCACGAAAAAAACAUUUGCGUUGGUAUUGUUGGAAGCCAGUUUAAAGAUGGCGAGUUUUCAUUACGGCUCUCUGUAGUUUUUGACGCCAAUGGAGUCAUUCGAUCAGGCUUCUGCAAAAUUCUAAUGGACAAAAAAAACGAUGUGUGA
Messenger RNA from Daphnia magna, 984 nucleotides. RefSeq lists its product as uncharacterized. The transcript has 6 exons. The record is from RefSeq and is a predicted model, not a curated record. The coding region runs from base 313 to 984 and encodes 223 amino acids. Lineage: Eukaryota; Metazoa; Arthropoda; Branchiopoda; Diplostraca; Daphniidae.